AUGUGGCCCUUCCUGAGUCGCUCCCUCUUCCCACCCCCCACCGAGGCCUGGCUCCAGAUGGUCUCCUCAGACCCCGAGGCCCAGGGCUGGGGGGCCUGCAGCAGGACCCAGAAGACCCCUCUGGAGCUAGGGAUUGGACAUGGGAAGGAGAAGGAAAGUGACAACGAAGAUGGCAACGAAGACGCAGGCUUCCCGCUGUCUCUGUUGGAACAGGAAGACCUGGCCGAGUGCCCGGUGACUGACCAGGAGCUGGAAGCCAUCGAGCUGAAGCUGUCAGCCAUGGAGCAGGCCGAGGGGCCGCUGGUGCCACCCAGCGCACAGGACGAGGCCAGGGCAGAGGAGGGUGCUGGGGUCGUGCUGGCCAGACAACUGCUGAGCCCCAAGACAACGGGCUGCCCCUUCCUUGCGGCCCCCAAGGAGAAGGUGGAGGCUGACCACAGGUCCGUCUACGUGGGCAAUGUGGACUACGGGGGCACCGCCGAGGAGCUGGAGGCCUAUUUCAACCACUGCGGGGAGAUUCACCGUGUCACCAUCCUGUGUGACAAGUUCUCCGGCCACCCCAAGGGCUAUGCCUACAUAGAGUUUGCCAGCGAGAGCUCGGCCCAGGCUGCCGUGGAGAUGGAUGAGAGUGUCUUCCGAGGCCGGGUUAUCAAGGUGCUGCCCAAAAGGACCAACUUCCCAGGAAUCAGUUCCACAGACCGCGGGGGCCUGAGGGUACACCCAAGCACCAGGGGGGCACCCUUCCUCUGCAGCAGCCUACAGGGCAGGCCCAGGUUCAGACCACGGGCACAGAACCGAGACCGUGGAAGAUUCCCACCGUGGUUCUCACCAUAUUGA
Messenger RNA from Galeopterus variegatus (Sunda flying lemur), 837 nucleotides. It is a transcript of the gene PABPN1L, whose product is annotated as poly(A) binding protein, nuclear 1-like (cytoplasmic). NCBI's taxonomy places the organism in Eukaryota, Metazoa, Chordata, Mammalia, Dermoptera, Cynocephalidae. The record is from RefSeq and is a predicted model, not a curated record. Gene Ontology annotation, molecular function: RNA binding. The coding region runs from base 1 to 837 and encodes 278 amino acids. The transcript has 7 exons.